UUUUUUUACAUUGAUUGCUUUUACACCCAUAAAGGCUGUAAAAGCAAUCAUUUCUCCUUCUCUCUGGCUGCAUUCUUGCAGCCAUUGAGAAAUACUGUGAGAGCUGUGAUUGGUCACAGCUUGUCACAUGGUACAAGGCUGUUGUGAAUAGCCUUGUACCAUGUGACCUCUGUGAUCAUUCAUAGAUUUCACAAGUAGUAAGCAAUGAUAUGAGAAGUGACAUCUUGCUUACUACUAUUCAUGUGAUCACUGAUUGGUCAAUCAGUGAUCACAUGAUCGGGACCUCACACAGAGGUCUCGUACAGCAAUCGGUGUUC
Staurois parvus is the source of this 317-nucleotide messenger RNA. NCBI's taxonomy places the organism in Eukaryota, Metazoa, Chordata, Amphibia, Anura, Ranidae. The record is from the annotation of a GenBank genome assembly.